Pochonia chlamydosporia 170 is the source of this 1419-nucleotide messenger RNA. RefSeq names its product FAD binding domain-containing protein. The record is from RefSeq and is a predicted model, not a curated record. Gene Ontology annotation, molecular function: FAD binding. The transcript has 5 exons. Bases 1 to 1419 code for a protein of 472 amino acids. NCBI's taxonomy places the organism in Eukaryota, Fungi, Ascomycota, Sordariomycetes, Hypocreales, Clavicipitaceae.
AUGUCUGAUUCAAAAUCUUCGUUUCGUGUCAUCGUCGUUGGGGCUGGCGUGUCUGGCCUGGCCGCAGCCCAUGCCCUGCAAAAAGCCGGUAUCGACCAUGUGGUCCUGGAAAGAAGAUCUGUCGUGGCACCACCCGAGGGCGCAAGCAUUGCAAUGUAUCCACACGGGUCGCGCAUACUUCACCAAUUUGGUUGUCUCGAUGCUAUAAAAAAGCAUUGUAAUCCCCCUGGCCGAUGGGUUGCCAGGCUACCCAGCGGUAAAGCGAUCGCCAACAACGGCGUGUUUCGGGUUCUGGAGAAGAAUCAUGGCUCCGGUCUCCUCCUCAUCGAACGAAGACAGUUUCUACAGGAGCUGUAUGAUACACUGCCCGACAAGAGCACAAUAAAGACAGGCCGGGCCAUCAAGGAUAUAAAACAAGACGACAAAGGUGUAGAAGUAAUCCUGAACGACGGGGAGAUAGAACGUGGUGAUUUGGUUCUUGGUUGCGAUGGCGUGUACAGCACGGUGCGCUCUAUUAUGUGGGAUCAUGCGAAUGCAUCCACGCCAGGUUUAAUUUCUGUGAAAGAGAAGCUAACUAUCCGGGCAGACUGGAAAUGUCUAGUUGUCAUGACCAAUGAGGUUCCCGAGCUCGGGCGAAGGGAUCUCACAGUGGUACAUAAUAAAGACUACUCACAUAUGUUUACAAUGACAGAGAAGCAUGGGUAUUUCUUCGUAUUCUUUAGAUUAGACAAACCAUGCACUUGGCCAAACCGACCACGAUACACGGACCAGGAUGCCCAAGAACUCGCAGAUCGAAUCGCCAACCAUCCGAUAUCUGACACGGUAGUAUUUGGUGAGGUAUGGAAACGCCGCAUCCGAGCAAAUGUAGUGAAUCUUGAAGAAGGAGUUUUGGAUCAUUGGUUUCACGGCAGGAUUGCCCUUGCUGGCGACUCUGUUCACAAGGUGACGCCAAACAUGGCAUUUGGCGGAAACUCGGGUAUUGAGUCAAUAGCCGUUCUGGUGAAUCAUCUGCGCAGGAUGCUACUGGAGACGAACCAGUCCAAACUUACGGCCGACUUGCUUGAACAAACUCUGGCGGCAUAUCAAGGCGAACGGGUCGACCGAAUGAAACAGAUCAUGGAAUUCUCCGGGGAAAUCACUAGGGUUCAGGCUUGGCACACAGCCAAAGACAAAUUCAUGGCGAAUUGGUUGGUGCCUUUGUUGCCGGAUAGCUUCUUCGGAGACCAGUUGGGAAGAUUGAUUGCAGGUGCGCCUAAACUUGACUUCGUUGAUGCCGAAGACUUUCCAUCGGGAAACAUGAGAUGGAAAGAUGCCAUUAACGUUGCCUCCUUACAACCACAAAAAGAGGGUUACAGUCCCCCAAGCCGACUGGGCUGGGCAAGUGCCAUGGCGGCUUUCAUCAUGGUUGUUUACAUGUAG